Molecule: messenger RNA, 2390 nt
Organism: Phalaenopsis equestris
Lineage: Eukaryota; Viridiplantae; Streptophyta; Magnoliopsida; Asparagales; Orchidaceae
Product: meiosis arrest female protein 1 homolog
Exons: 3
Coding region: 118-2196 (692 amino acids)
Biological process (GO): regulation of gene expression
Cellular component (GO): peroxisome
Molecular function (GO): RNA nuclease activity
Source: RefSeq, a predicted model, not a curated record
CUUAAUUAUUGGAGGCCGCAUGUACCGAGGUUUUCUUGGGAAGGCGUCGCUCGGAGCGGGAACGGUGGAAGAACCGUGACGUCCUGGUUCGGUGGAGCCAGCGACCAUCAAUUAGACAUGGCAAACACAGUUAUGGGCGGCGGAGGUGGCUCAAAGGUGGCUGGGGUUGGCGGUGGGACGGCGGACGGGGUCUACUCGACAGCGAAAACCUCCGUAUGGUGGGACAUCGAGAACUGCCAAGUGCCGAAAGCCUUCGAUGCGCAUGUCAUCGCUAAGAACAUAAGCUCCGCUCUGGUUGCUAUGGAUUACCGGGGGCCGGUCUCCAUUUCAGCCUAUGGGGACACCAAAUUGAUCAAUAUUAGCGUUCAGGCGCUCUCCAGUACCGGGAUAUCGCUUAACCAUGUUCCUGGAGGUAUAAAAGAUGCCAGUGAUAAGAAAAUAUUAGUAGACAUGUUACUUUGGGCUGUUGACAACCAACCGCCUGCAAAUUAUUUGCUUAUUUCGGGGGAUCGUGACUUCUCCAAUGCACUGCAUCAGCUUAGUAUGAGGAGAUACAACAUCCUCCUAGCUCAGCCUCGUUAUUUCUCUCAAGCACUUACUACUGCGGCCAAGACUGUAUGGUCUUGGACUGAUCUUCUGGCAGGCGGUCCACCAUUGUCAUCCUCUUCUCUAACAAAUGAAAUUGGUUCAACUUCAGAAGCUAACAGAAAUAGUUCUGCAGAAGAAAGGAAGCCUAGUGAUUUCCUUUCAUCCAACUUGAAUCUGGCAUUUCAGAAAGCUAAUGCCAAUGGAGAAGCUGACAACCAAGUCAAAGGAAAGCAACAGGCAUCAAAUAUUCAAAGACAGCCAAAUGGCAAUAAUUUCAGAAGGAAUGAUUGUAUCCAGUAUCACUCCGGAAGCCAAAGUCUUACUAAUUCCACUCCAAUUAGCCAGACAUCUAACAGUACAAUAUCAAAUACCGAAGCUUUGCCCAAAGCACAUACUAAUUAUUUAGCUAUCCCACAACAAUCACUUGUAAAUUCCCCUCACAAGUGCAUUAGCUCAAAAAACCCUGAUCUUAAGCAACAUAAUGCUCAUGAAUCUGGAGCUGCUAAAGUCAGCACAUUGGAGCCUUACCGUAGUAAUGAUAAGGUGAGUGUCCCAUACAAUUUUAAUAAUAGCCAAUUUCAAUGUGGAUCUACUAAUCUCAGCGCAAUAGAGCCUUACCGUAGUAAUGAUAAGGUGAGUGUCUCAACCAAUUUCAAUAAUAAUCAUUUUCGUCCCCACUCCCUUUAUCCACCAGAUAUAAAACCCCCUAGACCCUAUCAACAGUUUGGGAACUUUACUCGUUCAAGUUCUCCUAUGCUCAACUGUUAUCCUCAAUCUACGUGGCAUAGUGCUCCACCCAUCGUACAGGAAACUCCAAGGCCAAAUGCCCUAGCAAUUUCAACACAGUCAACCAGGACGAGUGCUCCUAUAUUUCCCUCGACAAAGCCUAAUGAUCCUUCCUUUUCUUCAGCUUCUCCAAUUGUACCUGACAUUAGUAAACUUACUAUUACUCAAUAUCCUAAUGCUUUUUAUUCCUAUCCUAGAGAAUCUAAUAUUCCACAAUAUAAGCUACCUUGUUAUCAAGAUAAUAUGCAAGGCAACCAUGUCUGGAACCAUUCCGAUCCUUCUCUUGUCGUCCCGAAUUUGAUUGAUACCAUCCUACCAGCCAUCCACAUAUUAAAAAAAGAGAGAAUACCUCCCACAGAAGCUAAUAUAACAGAUUGUAUUCGCUAUGGGGAGUUGAACCUCCAAGAUUUUGAUGUUAGAAAGGCCCUGGAACUGGCUGUCCAACAUCAUGCUGUUGUUAAGCACAAAGUAGGAGAUAACCUCUUUUAUAUUUAUAAAGGAGAAUCGCUUUGGAGCUGUGUAAAUAUUAUGAAUAGUCAGGUAAGACUUCCCAAGGCAGUGUGUGAUGCAGUUCUCAAGUUCCUAUCUUCAACUGAGGGCUAUUCUUCCAUGAUGGCCUCGCGGUGCAUGUAUGAUGCAGCAUCAAUACUCAGGCGUUCAUGCUUAAAUACUCUCACUUUGGGUGAAGUUCUUCAGAUACUAAAUGUAGCAAUUCACCAAAAGAAGUGGAUUUUACCUCAUUCUUCUGGUUGGCAGCCGUUGUCUCUUCCUUCUCCUAUGGUAGCUGCUUCAGAUAUGAAUGCAGAACCUCCAUCCGCUUAAAAUCUACUACUAGCGAAAUUAAAUCGAGUUAUAUAGUUGAUUAGGGAGUGGGGAUUAAGGAUAGUCCCUGUAGUAAAAAAAUUUAGUUUGUGGCAUAUUUUGUUCACCUGUUGUAACGUCUUUGGUUGUCAUAUCUGAAUUUGUUGUAUUUUUAUGAAGAUUCGGCGAUACUAAGUAUUAAUAAAACUAUUUUU